Molecule: messenger RNA, 708 nt
Organism: Paramuricea clavata
Lineage: Eukaryota; Metazoa; Cnidaria; Anthozoa; Malacalcyonacea; Plexauridae
Source: the annotation of a GenBank genome assembly
AUGUGGAACACUGAUGGCGGCCCUCGAGACCCAGUAAAGCUUUUCAAGUUAUUGCUCUCCAAACGCCCUCAGCCGAUGCGAAACCAAGGCCCUCUGUAUCUGACAAUAAUCCAACGUCCAAAAAAUGACGAUGUUUGGUAUACCAAUGUUCGAACGGGCCAGAACACAAUUGGCAAAAUAAUGCCAAGAAUAACUUCGUUGCUCGAGAGCUCAACAGCGAAAAAGUUGACAAAUCACAGCACGAGAAAAAUAGUCGUACAAAAGCUGAAAUCUGCUGGACAACCACGCUAUAAGAUCAAGGAAAUUACCGGUCAUGCAUCUGGGGCAUCUCUAAAUGAUUACGACGUAAUCAGGGAGGAAGAACGCAGAGAACUGUCUCAUAUCAUCAGUGGCUACAGUGCGUCAGCUUCGCGAACAACAACCUCAGUUCCCUCGAUCGUAUUGUCUUCCACAGCUCCUAGACCAACCGAACACGAUACAUCAAUUGUCCCCGCUCAAGUCAGACAACAAAUUGCAUCUGCAUCCAACGCUAUCCUUCGCCAAGAAGGUUAUUUGAGUAUUCCCCCCAGUGUUGACCCACUUGUGUCUGCCAAAAAUCCAGUUUCCUCAUCGCUACCUCCGGUUAAUAUUGCCUACAACAACUGUGGUUUUAAUAUUGGAAACCAGACGGUGAACACGGAUAAUUCAGCUGCGAGAAAAAGACGUUGA